Messenger RNA from Dermacentor silvarum, 2852 nucleotides. RefSeq names its product methylated-DNA--protein-cysteine methyltransferase-like. Gene Ontology annotation, cellular component: nucleus. The record is from RefSeq and is a predicted model, not a curated record. Gene Ontology annotation, biological process: DNA repair. Gene Ontology annotation, molecular function: methylated-DNA-[protein]-cysteine S-methyltransferase activity. NCBI's taxonomy places the organism in Eukaryota, Metazoa, Arthropoda, Arachnida, Ixodida, Ixodidae.
GUCACUGGAAAAAUUACGAGGGCAGCGAGUACGCUCCUGGCGUGUAACGCAUGCUCUAAUAAUUUAUGUUUAUUUAUUUCGCCGUACAAAGCAACAUAAAUUAUUUCUGAAGGUCUCGCAAUAGUCUUUUUAUUGUUUCUUGCACGUAUCGAAAUUCGGUCGUUUGCUCGUUCUGUGCGCGAAGCGUGGCAAACUGGUGGUACCUAAGGUCCCUAAACUUGUUUUAUCUAGGGACUUUAGGGGUACCACGUGGUAACCGCGCGUUUUGUUCUCGGCCGCGCACGCUGAACCACGGUGCCCUGAACCGCGGCUGUCUGCUGCGCGAUCCUUCGUUUUCUUUGUGCUGGAACUUUCCUGCGCGUCCAAUGGAGCGGCGAAGGAAACUGGCUGCUUUACUGCUAAUUCUUAUUUUAAAAAGAAGGCAGGCACUGUCCCGCAAGCGCCGUGUUCGGCGGGUCCGAACGAAGCCAGCCCACAAGAGCGAGUCUUCCACGGCGGCCGUCAUGAAGCGAAAGUCGUGCCCCUACGGCCCGACCAACGACUACGUUCUAAGCAGCCCCAUUGGCCGCCUUGCCGUGAAGAGCUGCCCGCACGGUCUGCACAGCUUGCAUCAGAUGGAUGACGAAGCACUUUUCACCCCUGACCUGAGCAUUGAGGUGAAGCUGCUGAGCCAGGAGUUUGAGGACAAUGGCUACACCUACCAACCUGUGCUAGGCUGCUUGUCUUGGCUUGAUGCCUACUUCAAGAGCCCAUGUCAAGAGCAGAGGCCACUGCCUGCCAUCUGCGGGCCAACUGUGUUUCCGAGAGGUUCGUUUUGGGCUUCGGUGUGGCGGACAUUGUCCGAGAAGAUCGGUCCAGGGACGACGGUGAGCUACGGCGAGUUGGCAAGGCUCUGCAAUAACCCCCGGGCUUCCCAGUCCGUCGGGUCUGCCAUGCGGAACAACCCACUCCAGCUCUUAGUGCCGUGUCACCGCGUCGUGCGUCACAACGGCACCCUGGGACAUUACGCCGGAGGGAAGCGGGACGAUGUGAAACAGUGGCUCCUUAACCACGAGGGCAUGUGCUACUAAAGUGCUGUGAGGAAAUGGAAAAGAAGUCGCGGAAGACCUGUGAUAAAGCUUGCUGUUGCUGCCUUGCCAAUUGGCUCCGGCCAUAGGAUUGGCCAAUUUCGUGCUGUGGUCGCCAUUACAGUCCCUUCUAAAAAUUGCCAAGCUGGCUUUGCCGCAGACACAGUUGCCCAAAAUGUGGCGUCCGCUCGCACAUUGUUAAAGUGCUGAUUACAGGAAAGUUGGUGCACAGUGAUUGUGUUUAUGCACUUGUGUUGCUCAUGGGAAGGAAUUCAGCUACGGCAAGAAUUAUGCUUUUAUUAGCAUUUUAGCAAUGCAUGAGCCACCGUAUCUUGGGCAGUGUGCCCUGCAGAACAGCCAGCUUGGGUUGUAAAGGGUUCAUUGGCCAUCGCUUGGCAACAUGACCAGAUCAGUCAUGCCACUUUGCAGUGACUUAACAAGGUCACCUAGCCUGUUGGCCAUCAUUAUUGCUGGCUAGUUGCAUCAAGUUUGUAAAUGGGCUGUAGUUUAAGUUCACCAGAUGUUUCAGAAUACUGUGGCGAUGACCAAAUAGUGAUGAGCUGGCCUCUUGGCUAGUAAGGUCACAACUUCUGCAGGUUAUGCUGUCAGUGUAAAGCGAAGGCAUUAUUAAAAAGGCUGGAAGAUCCUGUGUCGUUGAAGUGGCAUGAAAUUGGACAUCACAUUUGCAGUGUAGCCACUUGUGCUACUUUGUAGUGACUUUAUAAGCUCGAGUCAUCUUGCCAGUUGAUGUUUGUAAGCAGAGCUGCAACAUUUAGUGAAGUUGAACUGUAGCACGUUUGUAAGCACAGCUACAGUUCAACUUCACUAAAUGUUGCAAAAACCCUGCAAAUGACUAAGUAGUCAUGAAUUGGAACCUUUACUUGAAAGUUCCAACUCUUCCAGGUUCUGCUGUCCAAACAAAUUGAAGGCAUUACCAGAGUCCCUUAUUACUAAAUGUGCUGAAAGCUCGUAAAGCAGCUGGUGUCCAAUUUCAUUUCGAAGUUCCUUUGCUUGUUCAUGGUCUGAAAUGCCUGUGGUUUGCACUCUGUGACAAGGUGUCUUGCCUAAGUAGAGCAAAACUGUUCAUUCUUUGAAGCCCUUGCAAUUAGCUUCAUGCAGUAGUUAUGACAGAGGCAAAUUUGGUAAAUGCCUGCUUCACCAAGAUGAAUUACAAACUUGAUAUUCUUGCACUUUAGUUAACAGUGAAGCUCCAGUUUGAUUGUUUUCUUACAAAGGCAAAGAUAAUUUGUUUCGUGUGUAUAGUUAGCACAGACCUGAAUGGCUAAACAAUAGCUUUCUACAAGCAUAGGACAGGAUCUUAUAGCCUUUCACUGUUUUUUACUGUAACGCCUUGCAUUGUGCUUUCUUUGUAAGAAUUUCAAAAGAAAUAUUUUAGCGAGGCACUUCCUCUAGUGAACUGCUCUGUGUGAAACUUUGAUGAAAGAGUAAAUUGUUGCUUAGUGCUACCAGUCUGAAAGGUAUUGAUCAACACAUGUGGAGAAGCUACAGAUCACAUUUGCUUGCUAUCAAGUUGUAAGGAAUAUUGACGGAAGAAUGCAUGAGCAAUUAAUUGGGCGCUGGAGCCUGCGACUUUGAUGUGUACUGCUUGCCUAUUGUCCGAUUAUGUAUUUGAUGGCUGCUUACUUAAUAUACGUGAAGAAAUGCACCAGCAAGGGGAGGUUGGCCUAAUUGUAAGACUACAUGGGGCAUCUGUAAUUGUUACUGAUCAUAAGAUAUGUUGCUGCAAUAAAAUAUUGGCUGCAAGCUGUCAGCAAACCUCCGAAA